Messenger RNA from Marchantia polymorpha subsp. ruderalis, 1363 nucleotides. The record is from the annotation of a GenBank genome assembly. NCBI's taxonomy places the organism in Eukaryota, Viridiplantae, Streptophyta, Marchantiopsida, Marchantiales, Marchantiaceae.
GAACGGGGUUCCGUUUCGACGAUAAGACAGACGCAGCAGGAGGAGGCCGAUCGCGCAUCCCCGAGUCGACAGGAAUGGGUCAGUGCAUUGUGCCGUCGCAGUACAAGAAGCGGGGAUCGGGCGGGCUCGUGGACAGAUCCGAUCGCUCGUAGCGUAGCCACUUAGGUCGAUCGGGAGCGCGGAUACAGGAUUCGGUUUGCGUCGAGCGAGCGAGCGAGCGAGCGAGCGUUUGGAUCGCACGCGGGUCGUUUGUCGUGUCAGUCGGUCGUAUCUGAUGUGAUUUGGAGAAUUUUGAUUCAUGGCGGAAGAAUCCGAUGCGAUCGAUGAGAGCCAUGAGUUUUUCAGUCGGUGUAAGUUCACAGCAGGCCGGUAGUCGCUGAGGGGCUGCUCGACCUCAAGUAUCGUAAGUGACCUCGGCUGGGAGCUGACAAGGGCGUCGUCGCGCAAUACGGGCCCGAGUUGUGAAUCUCAAAAAUGGCGCGGGAGGUGGCAGAGAGCUGCAUCGAUAGUGUGAAUCUGGAACUGGUGCACACGUACUGUAUGCGGCUGCAUCCGACCAAGCCCGAGCUUGCUGCACGGCGCAUUGAAGCUAUUGGUUUCCAAGUCGGUCUGCAGCUCGCCGAGAGGUAUACCAAAGAACGACCGCGCUUUGCAGAUCACCUGGAAGCAAUUAAAUUUAUUUGUAAAGAUUUCUGGGCGGAAGUGUUCAAGAAGCAGAUCGACAAUUUGAAGACCAAUCAUCGGGGAGUGUUUGUUCUGCAGGAUAAUCGCUUUAGAUGGCUUACUCGAGUUUCCCUCGAUGCCCCCACAACCAGCAAUGGAUCUGCUUCCGGCGAGUCCACUCAAGCAACCUCGGCAAGAGCUUCUCAGGCUGCCGGUCAAUACCUGUAUUUCCCAUGUGGACUUAUCCGCGGGGCUUUAACAAACUUUGGAGUUGCCUGCGCCGUGUCUGCUGAAGUUUCAACCCUGCCAGCCUGUUCGUUUAUUGUUCGGAUCAAAGUCUGAAAUCCAUGUAGAUUUCUCACGUAUUUAUUCAUCUCAGGAGUAGGAAGUUGGAACAAACCCCAACCCCAAUCCCUUGGACAGUUGGCACUCGUCUUAGAAACCUCACACUUGUCACAGGGAUAUUGUGAAUGUAAAGUUCAUUGUUGAUAUCCAUAGGAGUUCAAAAGCAGCCUAGCACACGAGGAUAUUAGGUUCUAGUUGCUGUUAUGAGUUGUACUCGUCGCCGAGAUUUAUCAAGCUUUUUAGCACCUCCGGCUAUGAAAUAGCUCGCGAUUAUUUGAACGACGCUCUGAUCCUUGUCUCUGGACGUUAACUAUACUGUUGAUAGUUUUUCACAAGCAGCUUUUUUGCACUGUUU